AUGCUCUCCAGGACACUUACGGUCGUCGCGUUCGCCGCAUUCGCUGCUGCGGUGGAUCCUCUGGGACUCAUCUUCCCGCCAAGUGCUGAGCAGUGCGAGCCGACGCUCAUUCAAUGGGUGGGCGGCGAGGGACCAUUCACCUUGGGGUUCCAGACUGGCCAAGAUCGCAAGACGGUCGAGUUGUUCCCGAACAUCCCUGCCGGCGUGACCAGCUUUACCUGGCAGACGAAUCUUGCUGCGGGAACGACAUAUGCAUUCUCGCUUAACGACUCCACCGGGCUGUUCACUGACAGCCCGCUGUUUGGCAUCCAACCCGGCAAGGCAUGUGGGAGGCGGAAAACCAUUUGGGAGUAG
Trametes versicolor FP-101664 SS1 is the source of this 354-nucleotide messenger RNA. RefSeq lists its product as uncharacterized. Lineage: Eukaryota; Fungi; Basidiomycota; Agaricomycetes; Polyporales; Polyporaceae. The coding region runs from base 1 to 354 and encodes 117 amino acids. The transcript has 7 exons. The record is from RefSeq and is a predicted model, not a curated record.